GGAACAUCUAUUGUAGGUUUAUAUUUGCUGAUGUUUGACGUCUGUUCAUCAAACGAUUUGUUUACCGGUUUACUAUUAGUUUUAUCAACAUUGUAUUUCGGUUGGUUCAGUUUUCUUGUACAAAAUAUUUUCAACGAGAUGAACCAGGUUUAUUUAAAUUUAAUGGAUUUUCCAUGGUACAACUGGAGUCAACAGAACAAAACAUUGUUUCUAAUAUUAUUAUUAAAAAAUUUACAACCAUUAGAAGAUAAAUACUAUGGUGUUCCAGCUUUGGAUUUUAGAUUUAUGCUUCAAGUAAGUUAA
Messenger RNA from Phyllotreta striolata, 303 nucleotides. NCBI's taxonomy places the organism in Eukaryota, Metazoa, Arthropoda, Insecta, Coleoptera, Chrysomelidae. The record is from the annotation of a GenBank genome assembly.